GGCGGCGUCCUGAAGAACCCCGAGAAGCAGAAGGCGAUCAACUCGCUCUACAAAGUGCCGACUCCCCGGCGCUUGGAAGAGUUGAACGAGCUGAAGGAUGCCAUGGCAAAUCUCAAGGGCCUUCGCCAGGAGUUGGAGGCCAAGCUCGGCUUCAAUGCCUCGGUGCCGACUCUUUACUCCGAGGCGAACUUGGAGCAGAUGGUCCAACUCAUGGACGACGGGGUGGCCGGCGAUGGGGAGACGUCCUCCAUGCGCGGGGCCACGCAGGAGGAAUGCGAAGAGUAA
Molecule: messenger RNA, 285 nt
Organism: Symbiodinium necroappetens
Lineage: Eukaryota; Dinophyceae; Suessiales; Symbiodiniaceae
Source: the annotation of a GenBank genome assembly